AAGGAGGGAGAAGUGAUAUAUAAGAGCUGAACGAGUAUUUUAGCCUGAUUGUCGCCUCUCCACUUCCUAGUAUCUUUCUAAGCAAGAAGAAGACGAUGAAGGGUCGUCUAGUUCGUUGCGCGAUCUUAUUGAUGAUAUGCGUGUUAGCGCACGCUGCGCAUUUGCCAGACAGCUGCUCGUUUGAAAAUGAAACUCUAAGUGUGGGUCAACAUACUCGUCGAUGUUUAAAGAUCACUUGUCACGCAGGAAGUGAAAUAUCAAUACUCGGAUGUCCCUUAGCCCGUUGUCCGGAAGGAAAGCAAGUGGGUUAUCGCGACACGGACUUCAGCAAACCUUAUCCAGAUUGCUGCGGAGGACCGAUUUGUAAGGAAGAAAAGUCCUAAAGGAAUUAGGACACUUUAUACUAAAAAAAAUUAAAAAAAAAAAAUGAAGUAAAAGUAUCCCUGUCGUCUGAAUCUAAGAUGUUAGAUCCACCUCUUUUUUCACUUGCCUGUUAUUUAUCGAAACUGGAUAGAAAUCGAGAUGUCUUACGCACGCGAUAACGCCAGAACCGAAUUUAUCUACUUGCAUCCUGGUGCCUCUCGUCGCUCAUACUAUUUUUAGUUUGCAUCACCGUCGCAUUUCACGAUUCUUUACGUACGAUUCUUGCGCGCGACGAGAAACGCAAAAACAUUCUCCUUUAUUCAUUUAUAUAUUCCGCAAAUCUGAAUAAAAAAUUUCUAAAACAGCA
Cataglyphis hispanica is the source of this 730-nucleotide messenger RNA. RefSeq lists its product as uncharacterized. The transcript is spliced from 3 exons. Bases 96 to 383 code for a protein of 95 amino acids. NCBI's taxonomy places the organism in Eukaryota, Metazoa, Arthropoda, Insecta, Hymenoptera, Formicidae. The record is from RefSeq and is a predicted model, not a curated record.